Molecule: messenger RNA, 1965 nt
Organism: Macadamia integrifolia
Lineage: Eukaryota; Viridiplantae; Streptophyta; Magnoliopsida; Proteales; Proteaceae
Product: bifunctional protein FolD 4, chloroplastic
Exons: 5
Coding region: 703-1782 (359 amino acids)
Biological process (GO): tetrahydrofolate interconversion
Cellular component (GO): cytosol
Molecular function (GO): methenyltetrahydrofolate cyclohydrolase activity; methylenetetrahydrofolate dehydrogenase (NADP+) activity
Source: RefSeq, a predicted model, not a curated record
GUCGACCCAAGGUCCCAAGCAUUAGUGCAUUACUGGAACAAGACGGAGAGAAAAACAAAAAGGACAAUCGACAACAUCGCCGGAUCGCCUCCUAUGCGCCAAACGCCUAAACCCUACUAUAAGUGCUAACCCACCGUUCCUUCCUCGUCCUCUCUCCCUGUAGCCGGAAGGAGUGAAGUUCUUCACUGAAGCAGCGAACUAAGCGAAGGUUUUGCCAGUGAACGCCUACGACGUUCGUCACAGCCUCAGUGUAGAUCUCCUAAGUCAGCAAACAUUCUUCUCUUUUGAUUCUUCCAAAUUCCAACUGGAUGUGUCAAAUUCUCGACGUCGAUCUUUAACCUAUCUCCCAAAAUUUGGCUUCUUACUCAAUCCUUUGGAUUCAGGUGUUGGAGCCUGAGUCUCUCUUACAAUCACAAUCCUUUCAACUCAUUCUUCAUCAAAGAAAUCAGGGAUUCUUGUAAUUCCUGAAAUUCCCCACUGAGUUCACUUUGUUCUGCCAGGCGCCAACUAAACAAAACCCUCUCGAAUUUUCAUUGUUUGUUUUUUAAAUUUCUGAAUUUUCCCAUUUCCCCAAUUUUUAAUUCUGUCAGCGGUUUGACCGGACACAACCGGAACCGGACCCUUUUCACUCUCGUUCUCCGAGUGACCAGAGCUCCUUCUCUCUGCAUCCUGUAAUCCCUUGACGUCCCCUAUUUUUGGGUUAUGGCGUCGAUGAUAUUUUCAGAUUGUUCUUCGUCAACGACUGCUCAUCUUCUUCCAUUGGACAGAAUGCGCACUUCCGUUUUUGGGUUUCGUCAAUCGGUUUCUCUCCAUUCCCGUGUGAAGAAAUUUAGCCUGAGCUUCGGCACACAGCGUAAACAUUUAUCAUCGACUGUGACUGUGGCAAUGGCUACUGUAACCAAUGCAAAUGUAAUCGAUGGAAAAUCAAUUGCAAAGCAAGUUAGAGAUGAAAUCACCAGUGAGAUAUCCAGGAUGAAAAGUGCAAUCAAUGUUGUUCCUGGGCUAGCUGUCAUUCUAGUUGGUGAUAGGAAGGACUCAUCAACCUAUGUGCGAAACAAGAAAAAGGCUUGUGAAGCAGUGGGAAUCAACUCUUAUGAGGUUCAUUUGCCUGAGGACUCCACUGAAUCAGAAGUGCUCAAGUCUAUCUUGAACUUCAAUGAUGAUCCAUCUGUUCAUGGCAUUCUUGUUCAGCUACCCCUACCUUCUCAUAUGAAUGAGGAAAAUGUAUUGAAUGCUGUCAGUAUUGAGAAAGAUGUGGAUGGCUUCCAUCCAUUAAACAUUGGCCGUCUUGCCAUGCGAGGUCGGGAGCCAUUGUUUGUUCCAUGCACUCCCAAAGGAUGCAUAGAGUUGCUGCAUAGAUACGGGGUUGAAAUCAAGGGAAAGAGAGCUGUUGUGAUUGGUCGUAGCAACAUUGUUGGGAUGCCAGCUGCCUUGUUGCUUCAGAGGGAAGAUGCUACCGUUAGUAUUGUGCACUCUAGAACCAAAAACCCAGAUGAAAUCACAAGACAAGCGGACAUUAUUAUCUCUGCUGUAGGGCAACCAAACAUGGUGAGAGGAAGUUGGAUAAAACCUGGUGCUGUCAUUAUUGAUGUUGGAAUUAAUCCAGUUGAGGAUACAAAAAAUCCCCGCGGUUACCGCUUGGUUGGUGAUGUCUGUUAUGAGGACGCAUGUAAGAUAGCUGCAGCUGUCACUCCUGUUCCUGGUGGAGUUGGUCCGAUGACUAUAGCUAUGCUUCUAUCAAAUACUCUCAUUUCAGCAAAGAGAGCACACAACUUUAAGUGAAUAUUUUGUGGUUUCAGCAGUUUGGUAAAGGAAAUGAGUUCUCAAAAUUAGCAAUUUUUGCCUUCUUGCUAUAUUUUGUGCCAAUUAGAGCCUGAUUUUUCUUGGUUGCUGAUCUCAAGACUAUAGUUGUAAUACUCACCUAAAUUAGAUAGUAUAAGGGAAAAAUAAAAGGAUGUUUUUGUA